Molecule: messenger RNA, 582 nt
Organism: Aegilops tauschii subsp. strangulata
Lineage: Eukaryota; Viridiplantae; Streptophyta; Magnoliopsida; Poales; Poaceae
Source: RefSeq, a predicted model, not a curated record
AUGCCUCAUCGCCGUCCCGACGCCCUCGCCCGAGGACCUCGCCGGAGCUCCCUCGCCGGCCUGCCUCGACUCCGUCCGCGCCGUCCCCGUCCCCCCCACCUCGAGCAUGCUGCCCCGUCCCUACAGCCCCGCCGUGAGCGCCCUCCUCCUCUCCCCUCUUCCCCUGUCACCGCGCGCCCGAGGCCGUGCUCGCUCGCGGCCUCCCCGCGCUCGUCGCGCCUCCUCUGGAUGGCCAUCGCGCCCGAGCCGUUCCCCGUCGUCGCCUCGCCGUACACGGCCGCCCGACCGCGCCCUGCGCCGUGCGUGCUUGCCCCUGACGCCCCUCUGCACCCGCCAGCCCCGCUCUCGUCGCUCACCUACCGCCGUGCACGCGUCCGCCUCCGGCGCUCACCCCCCCCCGCACCGUCGCCCCGCUUCCCCCCCCCCACGAUGGCCCUGCCGCUGCUCGACCGGAGCUCCCCGCCGUUCGCCGGCCCGCGCGCCCAGCUCGCCGGCACACCGGCGCCCGCGCCCGCCAGCCGCCCCGUCGGGUGCGCCCCCGCGGGCCAGCGCCCGUUCGGGGCUAUGCCCGUUGCGGGCUAG